Molecule: messenger RNA, 2351 nt
Organism: Elgaria multicarinata webbii
Lineage: Eukaryota; Metazoa; Chordata; Lepidosauria; Squamata; Anguidae
Gene: EGLN3
Product: egl-9 family hypoxia inducible factor 3
Exons: 5
Coding region: 1-726 (241 amino acids)
Biological process (GO): cellular response to hypoxia; peptidyl-proline hydroxylation to 4-hydroxy-L-proline
Cellular component (GO): nucleus; cytoplasm
Molecular function (GO): ferrous iron binding; L-ascorbic acid binding; peptidyl-proline 4-dioxygenase activity
Source: RefSeq, a predicted model, not a curated record
AUGCCUUUGGGCCAUAUCAUGAGGUUAGAUCUAGAGAAAAUUGCCCUGGACUACAUUGUACCUUGUUUGCACGAUAUCGGCUUUUGCUACCUGGACAACUUUUUGGGCGAGUUAGUGGGGGACUGUGUCCUGGAGCGCGUGAAGCAGAUGCACUAUAACGGGGAGCUGCAGGAUGGCCAGCUGGCCGGCCAACGCAAUGGCAUCUCCAAAAGGCAUUUGAGGGGAGACCAGAUAAAGUGGAUCGCGGGCACUGAGGAGGGGUGCGAGGCCAUCAACUUCCUUUUGUCACUGAUAGACAGGCUGGUGAUGUACUGUGGAAGUAGACUGGGCAAAUACUAUGUCAAAGAAAGGUCCAAGGCAAUGGUAGCCUGCUACCCUGGGAAUGGAACUGGCUAUGUGCGGCAUGUGGACAAUCCCAACGGUGAUGGGCGCUGUAUCACCUGCAUUUACUACCUGAACAAGAACUGGGACUCAAAGCUGCAUGGUGGGAUUCUACGAAUAUUCCCCGAGGGCAAGUCCUACGUAGCAGACGUUGAACCCAUAUUUGACAGAUUACUUUUUUUCUGGUCAGACCGAAGAAAUCCACAUGAAGUGCAGCCUUCCUAUGCAACAAGAUAUGCCAUGACUGUGUGGUAUUUUGAUGCUGAAGAAAGAGCAGAAGCCAAAAAGAAAUUCAGGAAUUUAGUUGAUACAGGGAAGACAGAAGCGGUUCUCAAUGAAGACUGAGCGGCGGUUUACUCACCGCAAUUGUUCUGUAGUGAUGCUUUGGGGACUGUUUGCAAGCAAUAAGAUCCAAAGACAACACGGUUCGUUUCUGGUGAUUAUUGGACACUCUUCUUACUUGCAGAAAUGCACUAUUUUGGGGGCACUGUCUAGUAUUUGCAUAUUACAGCGAUGGUACUCCUGGCAGCUUCGUAUCCACCCCUCUUUGGCAUAAAGCACCCCCUAUUUUCUACUUGCCUUUCACUGAAGAAUGCCACCAGGGUUUUAGGAAGCGAAGAUGAUCACCAAGCCUCCCGCUAAUGUCAAGACCAAGUUGGCAAUAUACCGGUAAUAAAGAUACGGAGAAUUCGCAAAACAAAAACAAAAAAGUAGUUGGGGAAACCCAAGUCUUAUUUGCACUUUAUUUACACGUUCUAGUUCAAUGGGAAGGAGCUUUACAAAGAAUCCUCUAUGGUAAGACUGCAGAUGGGCAACGCAAGCAAUUAGCGCUGCAAAAUGGAGCUACGCGCUUGUGAAGAGCCACGUCCCUUAUGCUCCACGUGGGGCCUGUCGAUGGGCUGCCCUCGUCACUUCGCUGCACAGACUAUUGGCUUCGUGGGCCUCUGUCGUUAAUUUCUAAGCCUCCUACUUGCCAUAAAAUUGCCUGGAUUUUAUCCAUAUUUCUAAAGCCAAGCAGCAGCAGUGGUUCCGUCGCUUUGCCUUUUAGAGCCCCGGAACAGAGGUGGAGGCAGUUGUGCAGCUGUCCGCUGUUUUGUGUGAAAAGCAUUUUCUUCUUGGCAUGUGAUAAAUCCUCCAUGUAUGGUUUUCAUCGAUUUUUUUUUUUACAAAGCAGCCAGCCCCAUCAACUCCUGCCCACAUUUGUAAACUUUUAGGAGAAGUUGAUGACAAACUCAGUGCACAUAUGCCAAGAAUUCAUCUAGUCCAGCUUUAUUUUUAUUUUUUUAUUCUUUUUAACUGAUCUUCCACCAGCCACAUUUUGUAUGUGAGAAAUGGAACUCUGAUAACCAACUGUUUUGUGUGUGUGUUAGACUGGCAAAAUGGAUGAUGGAUAACUGCGGCCAACUGAGAGACAUGGGAUGCCAUCUUGAAUCACUUCGUAGCUGUGAUUAACACUGCAUUCCUGCAUGGGAGUAACUUACGUGGGAGUAAGCCCCAUUAAACCCAAUGGCAAUUACUUCUAAGGAGGCGUGCAUACGAUUGCACUGUCAAUUUCUGAUCUGGCAUUAAUAGGGCUAGGAUUGUACAACUGAAUCUCAAGCUUAAUCAUGUUGUUUGUGAUCCUUGAGAAAGUGUGUUUAGUAUUGCAGACUUACAGUUCAACUCUAAGAUUGGUUGUGCCAGGAAAAAAAAAUGACCAAGGGGAUAUACCAGUUUUGUACCUAUGCAAUAUGAUAAAGCAUUACUUUGCUGGCAGACACAUUAUGAUAACAUUUUGGACUAAGAUGCCCGGUUGCUAGACUGCCAAGUCAGAACUCUGCUGCAAGUGAGACGUUUGUGUAAUUUUAUCUCGAUGUAUUUGUAAUUUGAAUGAAAAAAAAUAUUUUGUCCCAGAUGUUACAUUACUUCAGGAAAAUAUAUCUCUCCUUCCUGCAUUUGAGCCAUGAGUUGUACAGAUUAGUAAUGAUCAA